Scleropages formosus (Asian bonytongue) is the source of this 893-nucleotide messenger RNA. RefSeq lists its product as uncharacterized. The transcript is spliced from 6 exons. The record is from RefSeq and is a predicted model, not a curated record. The coding region runs from base 27 to 893 and encodes 288 amino acids. NCBI's taxonomy places the organism in Eukaryota, Metazoa, Chordata, Actinopteri, Osteoglossiformes, Osteoglossidae.
CCCGAGCAGACGAAAAACACCGGACAAUGUUCAUUUCUGUACAUGUUCGCUUCUCCUGCCACCUGCUGGCCUGGUCAGUCUGCUCACUCGUACCAUAUGUUCAGAGCGCAGAUGAAGUGACACAAAGCCCGGCGUCUAAGGAGGUGACAGAGGGUCAAUCCGUCAUUAUCGACUGCAGUUACAAAACCAGUAACUUUUAUGCGAUGCAGUGGUACAAACAGCCCAUUAACGGUGGUUCGCCUAAAUACAUAAAUAAAGCGACAGGUUCCUCUAAGCAUGGAGAUUACAGCGGGAAAUACUACCACAGUGACACGAGAGGCUCUGCACUCCAGCAAAAACCUUCAGCAGAAAUCAAGUGGCAUCCAGAUGCUUAUCGACCCUUUGAGGAACUAAUUCCUCUACUAAAACUCCUGGAGAAGAAGUACAACAUAAAAAGUAAAGACAACACUGCCCCUAGGGCCCAGAAGAACGAGGUAACAAUGAGCACAACCCACAGCACAGCGAACACAGGAGCGCAGUCGUGUUACUCUCAGUUCUACAUGGAGAAAUCAUUCAUCUUACUGAUUGUCACCAUCACCACAGGACUGAGUGCUGGUGAUGAUAUCAGACCUGAAAAGGAUCAACAGUCCGGUACAGAAGGAGAAUCAGUGACACUGAGCUGUAAAUACAGUACUAACAGUGAAGAUGUUUAUCUCUACUGGUACAGACAGAACCCGAACCAGGCUCCUCAGUACCUCCUCUACAAGGGGGCCCGAUCAGACAGUAGUGCUGAACACAGUACAAAUAAGAGAUUCAAAUGUACCACAUCCAGGGACUCAACCCAGCUCACCAUCGAAGCUCUUACCAUGUCAGACACAGCCAUCUACUACUGCGCUCUGAUGGUGGCACAGUGA